This is a messenger RNA of Conger conger (European conger), 4166 nucleotides long. It is a transcript of the gene vps50, whose product is annotated as VPS50 EARP/GARPII complex subunit. The record is from RefSeq and is a predicted model, not a curated record. Gene Ontology annotation, cellular component: EARP complex. The transcript has 28 exons. Gene Ontology annotation, molecular function: SNARE binding. Gene Ontology annotation, biological process: endocytic recycling; retrograde transport, endosome to Golgi. Lineage: Eukaryota; Metazoa; Chordata; Actinopteri; Anguilliformes; Congridae. Bases 126 to 3020 code for a protein of 964 amino acids.
GGAACAUCACAUGAUCAAACAUGGCCUCUACUCCAAAUUGCUGGAGUUGAUUUUCUGACUUAGUAUAUAUUUCGUAUUCAUUUAAUGCCUAGCUUUUUGGACCACGUCAGAUAUUUUGCAAAACAAUGCAGAAGAUAAAAUCUUUAAUGGCCCGUCAGGGUCUCAAAAGUCCACAGGAGAGCAUGACAGACCUGAGUCCCGUCGAAAACUUCAGGAUCCCGAGCAAGGAGGAGCUGCGAGAGAUGAGGGAGCAGCCCGUUGACCCGCAAGCUGAGCAAGAAAUAAUUGACAGCAUUGAAGAAGUCUAUUUCUCCAGUGACUCCUUUGACAUGGUUCGGCACGAGCUGGAGAAACUUCCGCCAGAUCUUAACCUUCAAGAAUUGGAGGAACAUAGGGAUAAACUGAAGAGACAGCAAGCUGCGGUUUCUAAAAAGGUUGCUGACCUCAUCCUGGAAAAGCAGCCAUCCUACGUCAAGGAACUGGAACGAGUAACUUCUUUGCAGACCAAUCUGCAGCUAGCAGCGGUGAUCUGUACCAAUGCAAGAAGACAGCUGAGUCUGGCAAAGGAAGGCUUCACUGAAGCCAGCCUUGGGCUCCUGGCCAAUCAGAGGAGGAGGCAGCUGCUGACCGGUCUUCUGAAAUCACUGAGGACCAUAAAGACUCUGCAAAGAACUGAUGUCAGGUUGAGCGAAAUGUUGGAGGAGGAAGAUUAUCCAGGUGCAAUACAGUUAUGCUUGGAAUGCCAAAAAGCAGCCAGCACUUUCAAACACUACAGCUGCAUAAGCGAAUUGAAUUCAAAGCUUCAAGACACUCUGGAACAAAUAGAGGAGCAACUGGAUGUGGCCUUGUCGAAAACCUGCAAGCACUUUGAUGUCACCCACUACACCAAAGUUCAGCUGGCUUACAUGCUCCUGGGAAAGACGCAAACUGCGAUGGACCAGCUCCACAUGCACUUUACCCAGGCCAUCCACAACACGGUAUUCCAGGUGGUGCUGGGAUAUGUGGAACUGUGUGCUGGGAAUGCUGACACAAAGUUCCAGAAGAUGCAGUACAAAGACCUGUGCACGCACAUCACUCCAGACAGUUACAUUCCAUGUCUGACUGACCUGUGCAAGGCAUUGUGGGAAGUGAUGCUCAGCUACCAUCGGACUAUGCAGUGGCACGAAGAGCACGACAGUGUGGACGCAGCACCUGCCCCAGAUGGCGACGGCACAGCGGGGUCGGACGAGUCAAACUUUGGCCGAAGCUACGUGAAAAAGAAGCUGGAACAUGGGCUGACGCGGAUCUGGCAGGAUGUACAGCUGAAAGUGAAGGCCUAUUUAUUGGGAACGGAUAUGUCCAACUUCAAGUACGACGACUUCAUCUUUGUGCUGGAUAUUAUCAGCAGGCUCAUGCAAGUGGGAGAGGAGUUUUGUGGCAGUAAGUCGGAGCUUCUGCAGGAGUCCAUCAAAAAGCAGAGCGUGAAUUAUUUCAAGAACUACCACAGGACUCGCCUGGAGGAGCUGCGGAUGUUUCUGGAAAAUGAAACGUGGGAACUGUGCCCCGUUAAGUCAAACUUCAACAUCGCACAGCUCCACGAGUUCAAAUUUAUGGGCCAGUCGCGUUCGCCAUCUGUGUCCCCCAGCAGGCAGACCUCGGCCACCAACCCCACGGACUUCUCUCUUUUCGAACAGUACUACCAAGGAGGGAACCCUUUUGAGAUGCAGAUCGAUAACAAGGAGGAUGAGACGGAAGACGUCCUCGCCUCCAAUGGGUAUGAGUCGGAUGAACUGGAGAAGAACGUGUACCAGGACUACGACAGCGACAGUGACGUGCCUGAGGAGCUGAAGAGGGACUAUGUCGACGAGCAGACAGGAGACAUUCCUGUGAAGAGCGUGUCUCGGGAAACCCUAAGGAGCCGAAAGAAGUCAGACUACAGCCUUAAUAAGGUGAACGCCCCCAUCCUGACCAACACUACCUUGAAUGUAAUCAGGCUUGUUGGAAAGUACAUGCAGAUGAUGAACAUUCUGAAGCCCAUUGCCUUUGACGUCAUACAUUGCAUGUCCCAGCUGUUUGACUACUACCUGUACGCAGUCUACACCUUUUUCGGGCGGAAUGAUAUGUAUGAAUCAUCAGGGCUGGGGCUUAUCAGCAGCAGACUGCGGACUACACUCAACAGGAUCCAGGAGAGCCUCAUCGACGUGGAGGCGGGGGUGGAGAACGCAGGCAUUCACGGGCCCUUGGAGGACCGGAAGGAGAAGGUUCCCAGCCCCCACCUCAGCCAGCUGGUGGUGCUGACCGCCAGCAGCACACUCUACGGCCUCGCUGAGAGGGUGGUGGCCACCGAGUCGCUGGUUUUUCUUGCUGAGCAGUUUGAGUUCCUGCAGCCUCAUCUUGACACCAUGAUGCCUGCGGUCAAGAAGCCCUUUUUGCAGCAGUUCUACUCCCAGACUGUGUCUACCGCCAGUGAGCUACGCAAACCGAUUUACUGGAUCGUGGCGGCUAAAGCCAUAGAUUAUGAACAGAUGUUGUUGCUCAUGGCUGGAGUUAAAUGGGACAUUAAAGAAAUAAUGUCACAGCACAACGUGUAUGUGGAUGUCCUUUUAAAGGAGUUUGAGCAGUUUAACAAGAGGCUGGGAGAAGUGUCCAGGCAGGUCAGGAUCCCCCUGCCCGUGUCCAAUGUCCUUUGGGAGCACUGCAUCCGACUCGCUAACCGGACCCUGGUGGAGGGCUAUGCUAACGUGAAGAAGUGCAGCAAUGAGGGGCGCGCCUUGAUGCAGCUGGACUUCCAGCAGUUUCUGAUGAAGCUGGAGAAGUUGACCGACAUCCGACCCAUUCCAGACAAGGAGUUUGUGGAGACCUAUAUUAAGGCCUACUACCUAACAGAGAACGACAUGGAGCAGUUCAUCAAGAACCACAGGGAAUACUCCAUGAAGCAGCUGACCAACCUGGUGAAUGUUUGCCUGGGCUCCCACAUAAACAAGAAGGCCCGGCAGAAGCUCCUCGCUGCCAUUGAUGACAUUGACCGGCCAAAAAGAUAGUUGCGGCUGCAACUGCUAGAAAGCGGCAACUGAAUUAGCAUGCAGAAUUGAAUUUGAAUGAGAUUGCCGCGCGCUGGGCAUGCUAAGCUUUUUCGGUAAUACUUUACUUGAACCACUUGCCAUAAGGCUGUCAUACACAUGACAUAACAGCUGUCAAGGUGGUAUAAUAGAUGAUGUCAGGUUAUGUCAAAUGACAUAAUACUGUUGUACUUUUUUUUCUGUAAAUAUUUUAUGUAAUAACAUUUACUGAUAAAAGUAUGACAGUCUUACAGUAUAUCAUUUGACAAUUAAAUGACAUCAUGCCAUCUUGUGACAGCUGUUAUGUCAUGUGUAUGAUAGUGUUAUGUAAGCCUUAUGGUGAGGGGUUCAAGUGUUACCUCUUUAUCAAAUAUUGACGUUACAUGCCAGACACGCUCCUUUUCUGCUGCAAUUCUUCUGUUUUCUUUGGGACUUUAUUUUCUCCAGUCGGGUCUCAAUGUACGUAGAAUGUAGAAUGUUUUUGAGAUUGAUGCAUGAAACCUGUGUGCUAAAAGGGGCAUUAUUGAAAUGUCAGUUCCCGCAUUAUAUCUGCCGAUGAAGGAUUGGCAUGAAGGGUGUCUGGUGAUUGUUACAUAUGACUGCUUCAGGUCAUGUUUCAUAAAUGCAAGGUUUAUGCUGUAUGAUAUCUUUUGGUACUUCCGUCCAUCAUCCAGUGCUUUCUUUUCAGAACGAGUUCAGAGAAUUUUAAUGGCUGUAACUGAAAAUCGGAAAAAAAAAUUAUAAAAACUACAAAAGAUUACUGUCAUAGAUAGUCUCGUUAUCUGUUACUGUUUUCUUUCUGUCUACCUUGGUAGAUUCUUAGCAUAAGACAAGUAAAUUCUUAGAUCUUUGAUCCAAUUGAAAUAGAUUUCCAAUUUCAAAUUAUGUGGUCUUUUCCUUUUUCUGCAGUUUCUGUGUUUGAAGAACAGAAUGUACAACACCCUGUUCUGCUGGCCGUCAUUUAGUUAUGUCAUCACUUCUUGGCACUGUUUUCAAUAUUAGCUCACCAUAUUAAAAAAUAUAUACUGUCAACAUGAAUAUGACUGUGAUGUGUGGAAUUCUGUCAGUGUAUGUUGAGUAUGACUCGUAUAGACCAAUCCUAAUCAAAUAAACACACAAACUUUAAAA